Molecule: messenger RNA, 1213 nt
Organism: Galdieria sulphuraria
Lineage: Eukaryota; Rhodophyta; Bangiophyceae; Galdieriales; Galdieriaceae
Product: methionine--tRNA ligase-like protein
Exons: 4
Coding region: 29-1141 (370 amino acids)
Molecular function (GO): tRNA binding
Source: RefSeq, a predicted model, not a curated record
AUGUGCUUGUUAUAUUUUGUGAUUGGUCAUGACGAGCGACAGUCGAUUGCAAGGCGUAUUAGACUUUUGUAGUCUUCACUUGUCAAACACAAGAAACAAAGCACACAAAGAAUUCUUAUGGAAAGAAUUGACUAGUUGCAACAUCGUGUCAGAUCAUGAUCCUUUAUUAGGCUCUGGUGAUUCUCGUGCCGUACAAUAUUGGUUUGAGCAAGCUGGGGAACAAGACAAAAAUCACCUCUUGCAGUCAGUCAACAAGCAUUUAUCGAAUAAAACUUAUUUGGUUGGUGAAAGACUCACCGUGGCAGACAUAGCUAUGUACGUUUCCCUUUAUAGUCUUUUCGAACAAAAAUGGUCAGAGUCACAACGCCUCUUAUUUGCAGAUGCUUUACGUUGGUUUGAUUUGCUGCAAAACUCUCUUCCGAUAGGUCAGAAGUGGGAAAAGAUUGAUAUUGACUUCACAGUAUCUGAAGAGAAGCUGCAUCAGUUGUUGGAUAACAAGCUCCGAAUAGAAACUGAAAAACCAAAGGAGGAAGCUGUAGUUGCCCAUAAGAAGAACAAGGACAAAUUGGAAAAGGCUAAAAGUGCAACUAAUACAAAGGGUGGAUCAGAAGAGAAGAAUGAUGAACCUCUGAAGGAAGAGGCCGAAGAAGAUGUUUCAAGAUUGGAUAUUAGAGUGGGAAAAAUACUUUCAGCUAAACGACAUCCCGACGCAGAUACUUUAUAUAUUGAAGAAAUUGAUGUUGGUGAAGCCUCUCCGCGUACUGUUUGUUCGGGUUUGGUGAAAUUUAUUCCUGAUCCAGAGCAACUGCUCGGUUAUUGCAUCGUAUUGUGUAAUUUGAAGCCAGUCAAUAUGAGAGGCGUGAAGUCUGAAGCAAUGAUACUCUGUGCUACGAGUAAAGAUGGAACUACCGUGGAAUUGGUGAAACCACCUGAAGAUGUUCCAACUGGAGAACGAGUGACUUUUCCGGGUCAUGAUGGUGUGGCUGACUCAGUUUUGAAUCCGAAAAAGAAAAUAUUUGAAAAGGUGCAACCAUAUUUUGCAACUAACGAAGAAUGUAUUGCUGUCUGGAAGGAUAUUCCCUUUACUACUUCACAAGGUCCCUGUAAAGUGGCAAGUAUUCGAGGAGGAACUAUUCGUUGAAGAUUGAAACAAAUACUUUUUUCAGUGUCACAAAAGUCAAUAGUUUCUUCAGUUGUGUAAACUAUAGGAUUU